CAUUCGAAACAGGUAGAUAGAUUGUCUGGAAUUUUCAUUAUUUUAAUGGUUGUGCGCGUUUUUCUGGACCACCCAGUGCGAAUUCAUAGUGUGCUGCCGUAUAUCAGAUAGAAAAGCGGGUGUCCCAGCUAGUAUAGAAAUGAAAAAUGUCCACUUCUAUGCCAUUCUGGUACUGCUAGGAUCAAUCGCAGUGUCCGACUUAAGCGGCCUGGUCAUCAUCAAUGAAACUGCACAGUUUGAAACCGAGAAGACCAUCCAACUUAGUGCACGCAACGAGUUUGUCCUGACUUAUCCACCAUCAAGUGCGUCCAACCCCUACACAGUGAGAGCCUGGUCAUCAGAUGCCACCAGAGAUCUACCAAUACUGUUGGUUGCGCGACAAGCCCGGCAGGUUUCUUCUUGGACAGUUCCUCAGGUCAUCGAAACUAGUCAUAGUAACAAAUCGAUGCUCUUCUACAACACUUCGAAGACUCUCUGCCAUGAUGACAUGCAAUCCAUCAUAAACUAUGAAGAAUCCAGCUUUUCUGUGGGUCCUCUAGUUCUCACCCAGACCUUUAUUGUGGCCAUCUCCACAUCGUCGCCCACCAACGUCUCAGUCACGAUAAUACUGGAGGAGGAGCGGGACUUUUUCAUGAAACGAGACAUCGACUAUACUGUUAUGGUUUCUCCAUCGCAGUCGAGAUAUAAAUAUUUUGCCUUUGAUGAGAAUUGCACGGAUACGGUUGUGAUCGAGGUGGAUUCUACCGACGAUGUCUGUCUUACCAUUUCGGUGCAGGACAGUGCGUGCCCCGUUAUGGACACGAAUAAGGACAUUAAAUAUGAAGGCACCUAUCAAACGGUUAAUAAGAAAGGGGCCAUUACAAUUGCGAAAAGGAGAUACCCGGCAGGGUUUUUCUUGGUAGUGGUGGCAAAACCCGACGACUACGAAUGCAGCCAGGAAAGUUCCAUUAUUCCGAUGAUUCGGUCCGCCUCAGUAAUGGAAAACACCAUCAUAUCGACCGUUACAUUUAAUAUAAGGGAAAGCAUCAGUACUCAUGACUAUAUUUUAGCCAGCAUGGGUACUUUGACGGUAGUUGCGGCCUUUGGGCUCCUGUUUACGGGAAUUGUGUUCGUUUUCAACCGAUUCGGAACAAUCUCACGCCUGAAGCCUGAAACUUUGGUGAUUAAGGAUUACAUCGAGCCGCUUACCGAUGAAGAAAUCAACAAAAUCAUCCUCUCUAAGGACUUGACGGUGGAUACAUUUGCGAAGUAUCCGAAACGGAUCAGGCAACGAGCUUUCAACUACUUGUCGCACACUGCCAGUAUUGCCCUAUUUUACAGCAUUCCUGUGAUACAAUUGGUCGUAACUUACCAAAGGGUAGUAAAUCUGACUGGAAAUCAGGACGUUUGCUACUACAACUUCUUAUGCGCUCAUCCCGCUUUUGGAUUCAGCGACUUUAAUCACAUUUUCUCCAACGUCGGUUACAUCUUUAUCGGCAUAUUCCUGAUACUGGCCGUACUGGACAGACAGUAUCGAAUAAGAAUCACAAAGGAUAAUGGAAUUCCGGUACAUUAUGGUUUAUUCCACGCUAUGGGUUUGGCUUUGACCAUCGAAGGCAUUCUUUCCGCCUGUUAUCACAUAUGUCCGAGUCAAUCUAACUACCAGUUUGAUACCAGUUUUAUGUAUGUGAUGGCUGUUCUCAUAAUGGUAAAACUGUAUCAAAAUAGACAUCCAGAUAUCAACGCAACCGCCUACUCUACAUUCAGUGUGGUUGGAAUAGCAAUUUUUAUUGCCAUGGUAGGAAUACUCGAUGGAACCCUAUUCAUCUGGGUGGUUUUCCUCAUAGGAUACGCAGCCUUAAUCAUAAUCCUUUCCUUGAAAAUUUACUAUUUGAAUUUUGUACUUUAUGGAUUCAACCAAUUCCAGACCAGUUAUCAAGCUUCAGGGCUUUGUAAGGAGAUUUUCGUGCCUCUGCGUAAAGCUCGAUUUGCUUUGGUCUGCACGGCAAAUCUUACCAAUUUCGCCAUUCUCGGCGUGGGAUUGUAUGUUUAUAUCGACAAUGUUACCGAUUUUGGGACGUUUUUAUUGGGUCUGUUAAUGGCCAAUACCGUACUUCACAUUACCUACUAUACGCUGAUGAAGAUCACCCACAAUGAAAGGAUUUGCAAGGAAUCGUUGUUUUUCGGCAUUUUGAGUAUGGCUUUUUGGGUGGCUGCAGGCAUUUUUUUCUUGGACGCUGCCACCUUAUGGACAGUAACACCGGCGGAAUCGAGACAGUGGAACCAAGGAUGUGUUUUGCUCGGUUUUUAUGAUAAGCACGAUGUUUGGCACCUUCUCAGUGCUCCAGCUUUGUACUUUACAUUCCUAUAUCUUAUGUACUUGGACGACGAUAUAUGUGAUAGACAACAGAAGGACAUUCCAGUGUUUUAGAGCCUAUUUUUGUAUUAUUUUUUUAUAUGGAUAUAAAGAAAAUCUUAAAAAA
Messenger RNA from Dendroctonus ponderosae (mountain pine beetle), 2462 nucleotides. Its product is annotated as SID1 transmembrane family member 1. The record is from RefSeq and is a predicted model, not a curated record. The transcript has 14 exons. Gene Ontology annotation, cellular component: membrane. NCBI's taxonomy places the organism in Eukaryota, Metazoa, Arthropoda, Insecta, Coleoptera, Curculionidae. The coding region runs from base 140 to 2410 and encodes 756 amino acids.